AUGGCGCUCCUCAAAGAUUACUAUGAUCAGUAUCACCGUGGGCGUUUGAUGCGGGAGGAACAAAUGGAUCUCGGACCACUGAAGCUCAGGUCUCACGGGGCCUCCAAUGCCGCCAUGUCUUACGAUGAGCGGUACACACCGUACAUCUUGAGGACAGGGCUCCUCCCGUUCAUCCAUAUGGUGACCCGGUCGACGCUUUGGUUGAACGCUCCUGCGAUCACGGCACUCGUCGACCGGUGGAGGCCUGAGAUGCACACGUUUCACCUCCGUACCGGAGAGAUGACCGUGACUCUUCAGGACGUGUCCAUGAUCCUUGCACUCCCCAUCGGCGGCGAACCGGUGUGUAUCAACACAAGCUCAUCGGGAUGGCGUGAGCAGAUGGCGGCUCUUAUUGGUAGGGCCCUUGAGGACCGUGCUAACGAUAGAGUGCCAGCAGGCGCUACGUACACUUGGAUCGUUGAGAACUUUGCCCAGUGCCCCGAGGGUGUUGACGACGAGGUGGUUCAGCAGUACGCACGAGUCUACGUCUGGUACGUCAUCACAAGGACUCUGUUUGCUGACGGGGGUGGCAGGACAGCUCAAUGGCAUUGGCUGAAGGCCUUGACUGUAUGGGAUGCGAAUUGGAGCUGGGGUACAGCGGCACUGGCCUAUCUUUACCGCCAGUUGGACGAUGCUUGUCGUAGGAGUAAAACCGACAGCGGCAUAGGCGGUCCUUUGCUCCUACUUUCGGUUUGGAGCUGGGACCGCUUCCUAGUUGGACGACCAAUACUGUUGACAUACAAUGAUUGGGAUGAUCAUGGAGACCCGCUUCGGAGAUCGACUUGGGCUUACAAGUGGGACGUUAUCAAGGAUAACUGGAGCGACACGGCUCUUCUGUACAAGCAGUACACGAAUGAGUUGGACACGUUAACCCUCGAGCAGGUUUAA
This is a messenger RNA of Brachypodium distachyon (stiff brome), 927 nucleotides long. Its product is annotated as protein MAINTENANCE OF MERISTEMS-like. Gene Ontology annotation, biological process: meristem development; meristem maintenance. The record is from RefSeq and is a predicted model, not a curated record. Bases 1 to 927 code for a protein of 308 amino acids. NCBI's taxonomy places the organism in Eukaryota, Viridiplantae, Streptophyta, Magnoliopsida, Poales, Poaceae. The transcript has 4 exons.